Molecule: messenger RNA, 867 nt
Organism: Symbiodinium pilosum
Lineage: Eukaryota; Dinophyceae; Suessiales; Symbiodiniaceae
Source: the annotation of a GenBank genome assembly
AUGACUUGGUGGAGGCCUCCGCCUCAGUUCGACCUCCAUGUUGCAUUUCCUUCUGUUUGUUGCGUGUUGUUGCGUGGUGAGGCUCAGUGUGCUGGUUGGGGAGACGACUGGUUCCCGGCAAAGGUUCGCGAGCUGUUGCCCAACAACGAGGUUCAGGUCUUGUGGGAGGGCGACGAGCCUUCGAUCUCAAACGUAGCCAUGAACAUGGUCCGACACAGACGGAAAGGCGAUGUGGCAACGCCGACCGUUCCAGAGACCGCUGCACCCGCCCCGCAGCCCGUGCCGCCCGCGCCGCCUGUGCAGUCGGUGCAGCCUCCACAACCACCGCAGCCCGUGCAACCGAUGCAGCCCAGCGAGCCGUCUCGGAAGAGGCCCGCAGAGGCUCCACUUCCACAGGCCUUGCCGGCAAAGCGAGCUGAAGUAGAGGGACCUCUGCUCGAGUUCAGCCUCCGCCCCGGCAUGGAGUUUUCCGAAGCCUUUGCCAACCUGAGGAGGCGCUUGGAGCUGGAGCUGCGAGAGGGCCGGAAGGUCUCCGUGCGAUUACGCGUGAUGAGGCCUCCACCCCCGGAGCCGCCCACGCCUGCGCCGGGUGUGCCGCCGGGUGCGCCCCCGGGCGCUCCGCCUGUGGCGCCCCCUGAGACGCCGCCAGCAGCACCUCCGGGUCCGCCGGAUGCCCCGCCGGAUGUGCCGGAGGCUAUCCGACCCAGCAAGCCCAAGGACAAGCCGGUGCCAGCAGCACCUCGAGAAGGUGCUAUGCCCAACUUUCCGAGCGGGUGCGGGCCUCGAAUGCCGCAGAAGGGCUGGUGGAGGCCUGGCUACGGAGGCUAUGGCAAGGGCAAUGGCUUUCGUGCGCCAGGCUGGACCUGA